GCGACCAUUUUACGUUAGCUGGUUUGUAGCUUUCACCCAGGGAGCAGGGCGACUGCGAAGGCCGCUCUUCUCCCUUUCGGUUCUCGGCUGCCUGAGACAGAAAGGCUUUAGCGGGGUCCGGGGGGUCUGGCCUAGGGAUCCCCGGCCCCUGGAGUGAGCAGGAUGGCUGCGGAAGAAAAAGAUGAGGUGGAAUGGGUGGUGGAGAGCAUCGCGGGAUUCCUGCGAGGCCCGGACUGGUCCAUCCCCAUCUUGGACUUUGUAGAGCAGAAAUGUGAAGUUUUCGAUGAUGAGGAAGAAAGCAAAUUGACCUAUACAGAGAUUCAUCAGGAAUACAAAGAACUAGUUGAAAAACUCUUAGAAAGUUACCUAAAAGAAAUUGGAAUUAAUGAAGAUCAAUUUCAAGAAGCAUGCACUUCUCCUCUUGCAAAGACCCAUACAUCACAGGCUAUUUUGCAACCUGUGUUGGCAGCAGCAGAUUUUACUAUCUUUAAAGCAAUGAUGGUUCAAAAAAAUAUUGAAAUGCAGCUGCAAGCCAUUCAAGUAAUUCAAGAGAGAAAUGGUGUGUUACCUGACUGCUUAACAGAUGGUUCUGAUGUGGUCAGUGACCUUGAACAGGAAGAGAUGAAGAUCCUGAGGGAAGUUCUUAGAAAAUCCAAAGAGGAAUAUGACCAGGAGGAAGAAAGGAAGAGAAAAAAGCAGUUAUCAGAGGCUAAAACAGUAGAGUCCCCAACGCAUGUUAAUGAAGAUGCAAAAAUGAAUAAUUCCCAAGGGGAUGGUGAACACACUGCACACCCACCCUCAGAAGUUAAAGUGCAUUUUGCUAAUCAGUCAGUACAACCUUUGGCAAGAAAGCUGGAAAUGAUGCCUGAAACUUCCUCUUUCCCACAAAAAGGCCUGAAGAUGCCUGGUCUAGAACAUGCAAGCAUUGAAGGACCAAUAGCAAAUUUAUCAACACUUGGAAUGGAAGAGCUCCGGCAAAGAGAAUGCUAUCUCAAGCAAAAGAGAGAUAAGUUGAUGUCCAUGAGAAAGGAUAUGAGGAAUAAGCAGAUACAACAUUCGGAGCAGAAAGGGAAACCUGCUGGGGAAGCAGAGGAAAUGACAGAAAAACAAGAAAUGACAGCAGAGGAGAAGCAAACAUUACUAAAGAGGAGAUUGCUUGCAGAGAAACUUAAAGAAGAAGUUAUUAACAAGUAAUUUAAAAACAAUUUAGCAAAACAUAAGUUAAAGUUUUCUUAAUAAAUAAUUUAAUCCUUAAA
Molecule: messenger RNA, 1256 nt
Organism: Manis javanica (Malayan pangolin)
Lineage: Eukaryota; Metazoa; Chordata; Mammalia; Pholidota; Manidae
Gene: CFAP36
Product: cilia and flagella associated protein 36
Cellular component (GO): ciliary base; axoneme
Source: RefSeq, a predicted model, not a curated record